Messenger RNA from Adineta ricciae, 1215 nucleotides. The record is from the annotation of a GenBank genome assembly. NCBI's taxonomy places the organism in Eukaryota, Metazoa, Rotifera, Eurotatoria, Adinetida, Adinetidae.
AUGGUUUUACUUGGAUUUCUCGAUGAACCGAGAGGAGGAAAGAUGGGCGCUGAUGAUGACCCAUCUAACUGGACGAUUUCCAGAAUUGGCGGACAGCCAGCCUUUCCAAGUGCCGCAGUUUCAAACAAGUUGAAAUCUUCUCUCGUCUGCGCUAAAUGUCAAAAAGAACAAGUAUUUGUCUGUCAACUAUACUGUCCGUUGGCUGGGCAUAAAUACGAUCGUGCUUUGUAUCUGUUCGCAUGUCGGAAUCCAUCGUGUUGGAAUGCGUCAGCUAGUUGGACUGCAAUCCGGUGUCAAACUUAUGAUGAAACAGUGGAAGAAAUCGCAUCAGCUGAAACUGAACCGAUCGAAACCAUUCCAUUAUCAUCUACCGAUUGGUGUGAUGAUGCCGAUGCUUGGAAUAGCGAUGCAGAAGACGAUCCAGCUCCUAAGAAAAAGCCGUCGUCAGUUCCAACAACAGCAACGAAGAAAGAAAUCAAAUCGGAGCCUGAAGUUAUGCUCAACUCGAUGAAAAUCGAUGACGAAAAUGAGAAAUCGUCCAGUGACGAUGACAGUGACGAUGAAGGAAUGGAUGCUAGUACGAAAAAGAAAACAAAAGAGAAAAACUUAUCGGUUGCUUCGUCCGAUGCUUUCAAUGAAUGGAAGAAGAAUAAUCUUAAAACGUGUGAGCUGGAUGUGUCGACAAGUGCAUCGUUUCCGUUUUAUUACAUCGAGAUCGACGAAGAAGAUGCGGUUGUGAACGAAGCAAAGUUAAAUGAACAGAAGAAGUUGAAAAAGGCGAUGAAGAAUCUUAACAAUAUCGAUGAAGAUGACGAUGAUGAUGAAACAGCAAAAGGUGGCAAAGAGAAAUACGAAAAAACGCCAGAAAUAGAACACGGCGACAUCGUCUUCUAUCGCUUCCAACAAAAAAUCCGAUACGCACCCGAUCAAAUCAUUCGUUAUGACUGGUCCGGCAGUCCAUUGAUUCUUACGAAAAUCGACAACAGCACCUUAUCUGCUCAAAAAUGUCGCCAUUGUCAAUCUUCGUGUGCUUUCGAGUUUCAAUUGAUGCCAGCAUUGGUGAAUUUCCUUAAAAUCGAUAAGCAAAUAGGUUUGGAAUUCGGUACAGUAUUCGUGUACACAUGUUCCGCGAAUUGUUGGGAUGAUAAUAAUGAUUUGUAUCGAUUUGAAAAUGUUUUCGUUCAAGCUGAUCCCGAUCAAAAUUUAUUUGAUUAA